AUGGAAUUGGUGAAGCACAUCUUACUGGCUAAGUUCAAGGAAAGUGUUUCUGAAGAUGAGAUCCAACAACUUAUCAAGGGCUAUGCCAAUCUUGUUGAUCUAAUCGAACCCAUGAAGGCUUUCCACUGGGGGAAGGAUGUGAGUAUUGAGAACAUGCAUCAAGGAUUCACCUAUGUGUUUGAGUCAAGCUUUGAGAGCACGAAAGGGAUUGAAGAGUACAUUAAUCAUCCCGCACAUGUUGAGUUUGCCAGCAUUUUCCUCCCUUCUCUGGAUAAAGCACUCAUCAUUGACUACAAGCCCACCUAG
This is a messenger RNA of Impatiens glandulifera, 306 nucleotides long. Its product is annotated as stress-response A/B barrel domain-containing protein HS1-like. Gene Ontology annotation, biological process: pollen tube adhesion. The transcript has 2 exons. The record is from RefSeq and is a predicted model, not a curated record. NCBI's taxonomy places the organism in Eukaryota, Viridiplantae, Streptophyta, Magnoliopsida, Ericales, Balsaminaceae. The coding region runs from base 1 to 306 and encodes 101 amino acids.